This is a messenger RNA of Eucalyptus grandis, 1392 nucleotides long. RefSeq names its product disease resistance protein RPV1-like. Gene Ontology annotation, biological process: signal transduction. The coding region runs from base 1 to 573 and encodes 190 amino acids. The record is from RefSeq and is a predicted model, not a curated record. Lineage: Eukaryota; Viridiplantae; Streptophyta; Magnoliopsida; Myrtales; Myrtaceae. The transcript is spliced from 2 exons.
AUGUCCAUCCAAUCAAGAAAAAGGGCGUCUUCCUCAUCAAAUGUUCCGCAUGGAGGAGAUCAUGAAGGGGGAGACAAACGGCCGAAAGGGAAUGCCUACGAAGUGUUCUUGAGCUUUAGAGGGAUAGACACACGCAAAAAUUUCACCGACUAUCUCUAUACUAGUCUUAACGAUGCAGGAAUUCAUGUGUUCAGAGACGACAAUGAGCUCCGAGUUGGUGAGGAGAUUGGUCUAGAGCUUCUCUGCGGCAUUACGCAGUCCACAAUCUCUAUCCCAAUUAUUUCCAAGAACUACGUUUCCAGCAAAUGGUGCCUUCAUGAGUUGGUUCAGAUGUUAAAGUGCAAGAGGAGUAAAGGGCAAAUAGUGUUGCCCAUAUUUUACAAAGUGGAACCCUCACAAGUGCAACAUCCUACAGGGAGAUUGAGAAAAGCUAUCAAUGCACAUAAAAAGAAUAUGGAGGAAACGGUUGUGAAGGAAUGGGAAGAAGCACUCAAAGAAGUUAGCACCUUGAAAGGAUGGGAAUCGGAGAAAAUUCAUAAUGGGUACCUUAUUCUCCUACAAAACAUUGUUUAAUUAUUCAUAAAUAGACCUUUUUUCAAAAAGAAUACACAUAUUGCUAUCCUAUACUGAUAUUCAUUGUUAUUUGACAGGCAUGAAGGAGCAUUGGUCAAAAUUGUUGUCACAAAAGUUCUAAGCGAGUUAAAAGGAACAUUUCAACUAAUUGUUCCCCAACAGUUGGUUGGGAUUGAUGAUCGUAUCAAACAUAUUAUGAGCUUGAUAGAUGCUAAAUCCAAUGGUACACGGAUUAUCGGAAUUUAUGGAAUGGGUGGCAUCGGUAAAACGACUCUUGCGAAGGUAUUAUACAACAAGUUCUUGGAUCAGUUUAAGCAUCAUAGCUUUGUGGCAGAUUGUCGAGAAGCAUACCGGCGUGAGGGUAUUGAAUGCCUACAAAGGCAGCUCAUAUCUAGCGUAGGAAGUCCAUGUGAUGUGUCUAAUGUGGACAAGGGGAUCCAUCUAAUCAGAUCUCGAUUUGCACAUAAGAAAGCACUCAUUUUUCUUGAUGAUGUAGAUGAUAGUGCUCACUUGGAAUAUUUGGUCGACCGUAAUUGGUUUAAUGUAGGAAGUAUAAUCAUCAUAACAACUAGAAACAAGGAUGUUCUUGACCAAGCUAGUGCAGAUCACAAGUACCAACUCAACGGGUUGUCUUUUGAUCAAUCAUUGAUUUUAUUCAGUAGACAUGCAUUUCAAAAGGAUUCUCCUCCAAGUGAUUAUAAAGAUAUCUCUCGUGAUGUCAUAUCUACUACUGGGGGGCUUCCAUUAGCUCUAGAAGUUAUAGGUUCAUUCUUAUGUAGAAAGAGAGAAAACGUAUGGAAAGAUACGUUGAAAAAAUUA